UGUCGUAAUCCUGGCGCUUUAGGGCGGAGAAUUAUUUGAGUCCUGUUUUUGAUUGUUUCGUAGUCUUGUAAUAUAAAGGCCACCAAGCACGGUUCUGGAGUUCACCGGGGGGGAAAAAGUACUUAUUGCGGCGGAAAGUCACAUGGGAAAAAAAAAUUACUGCUGCCUGCGAACGAGCUCGUAAAUGCAGACAACGCGUGUCGGGGGCUCGGCUCGGAGGAGCUGCGUGCCUCUUUGCUCUCGGUAGUUUCUGAGGUGUGAAACGGGGAACAGGGGCGUGUGGGCAUCGGCGGGGGAGACCUUCGCUUGCACGGCUGCGGCUCGGCAAGGCGCCGCAGAGCCGACAGGGUCGGUGCCCCAUGGGUGGUGCCCAACCCCGCACGACGUGUGCUCCUCCGACUCCGUGGCGGAGAGCCCACAGCUGGCGAACAGCCUCGGCAGGAGAGAAAGAAAAAUCUGAUGCUGUUCCUUAGAACUGUGCCGGUGUGAUUUUCUUUAAUAACUAAAGGUGAACUUCAGUUAAGCGAUUGAAAACCUGCUUUUGGGUGCCUGCUCUUCAGGCUGUCCUCAUGAAGAUCAAAGAUGGAUGAACCCAUGUACCUCCUCUGUAAGUGGGAAGGACGCCUGUGGCCAGCCAAGAUUUUGAGAAAAUCUGCUCGGCACUCCAGAAGGGCUGAUGGGCUAGAAGUGGAAAUAUUGGGUGUGAAAAAAAGGAUCUGUGUGAAGCAGAAGGAGACGGCACCCCUGACACAAGGCAGCAUUGAGACCAUCUCCCUGCAGCUUGAUCUGGAUGCUGAAAAGCAGCGUAUUAUAAGGAUCUUUUUGGACAAAGAUGACAGCGAUGAGGAGUUUGUGGGAUUUCCCCAUGAAUGUACCCAAGCUGUUCAGGAGACUGGGAUCAAAGAAAGGGAUCCUAUUCAGGAGUUGCUUUACCGGAAAGCACUACGCUUGGCUUUAAAUGUGUUAUCCAGCAGUGACUCUCAUUGCACUUUGCCCUCGAACCCCGGGAAAGCACCUGAGGGGGCCUGCCAGAUCAAGCCUUUCAUAACCGAAAAAUCACACCAGUGUACCUUUACCCUUGGCGGAACAGUAGAACCAAAGAUGAGACACAAGCCAAGGACAGCUAACCUUGAGAUGAGAAAGGAACAGCCGAAACGCGUUCCUCAGGGUCAACAGGGGACACAAAACAGAAGAGCUGCAGUUCUGCCCAAGUCUGGGACAGGAGAGAAGGCACACGAGGACGGUCUCGUGAGAGGGCCAAAGACUCGGCAGUCUGGCCUCAGGGCACAGGCAGAGGCACAGAAACGCCACCUUCCACAGGCAGGAAAGAGCGGGAGCAAGAGGAAAGCUUCAGGAGGGUCGUCUCCACUGUUGACAAGGGAGAACCGCCAUCUGCGGCCACGCAGGCUAAUGAGCAGCUUGGAUCUGAAGUGCCCAGCUGCGGUCUCUCCACUGAGCAAGCGGGACAACAAGACAAUGUGCUCCACGCCAACCAAACUGAACACUGUGCAGCAUUCUCAGGUGGGGAAAGGGGCUCCUAGAAAUAAUGUAAAGCCUUCGUUUUCUACCCCCAGCCCCAAGAAAGGACCUUGUCAAAAAACAACAUUCCCAGAAACCCCGAGCCCCCGUAUCCCGAAGGGGGACCACGCUGCCUUGCAGAACGGGGGUACCCCACACGUCCUCCCCUCUCCCCCAGACUCUGACCUUGACACUUAUCACAGUACGGGCGGGGUGAAACAGAGGAGAGGGAGGCCUCGUUUGCGAGACUUUCCUGUGAGCUCCACGCCUGUGAGUGAGUUGGAGGAGCUGUCCCCGAGGAGCCAGACACGGACCGAGGAGAGCACGCCAAAGAGAAAGGCACCCAGGACAGCACAGAAGCUCUUUGAGAGCCUUAAGAGUCGACAGGACCCUCGGCAGGAGCUGGUGCACUGCGGCAAAGCCAGGUGUGGGGGCCGGCCCAGGAAGGGGGCCGCGGAGGAGCCGGCCGGCCGGCAGGACGCAAGCGACUGUGGCCGCGCGGACACGGCCCCUUCCUCAAAGCGGAGACGGCGGAACCAGAGUUGUCUGGAGCUGGGCGGCACGCAGACAUCCGAGCAGUCGGAGCUCCCCCUGCCUCCGUUUGAGCCGGAGGGACCAGAAACCGAUGAGCCAGGGGAAGAAUCUGACUUGUCCAUUGAGCUGAGUUUGCACAAUGAACCCGAUAUGCAGAGUUCUCUGCUGCAGGAGGAAGAUGAAGAAGAAGAUGAAGAGCUUCCCAGUUUCUCUUUGACAAGGGAGAACAAGCCUUCAUCCAUCACAGAGGGAAUAUGUGUCUGGUGUAAAUUCAGAAACUACCCUUUCUGGCCAGCAAUGGUAAAACGUGUGAACCAUAGGAAUAAAAAGGCAAGCAUCAUCUUCAUUGAUGACUUGUUGUUUGACAAGAAAAGAGUUCAAAAGGGAUUUUGUGUGUCCUUAAGAACCUUGAAACCUUUUGACUGUGAAGAGACAGAUCAGUUUGUGGUUAAAGCUCGGGAGAAGUAUAAUACAGCCAUCAACUGGUGCUUGGAGCUGAUUCGGGACUACCGGAUUCGCAAAGCCUGCGGUUCCUUCUCUGGCUCUUUUAUUGAAUACUUUGCAGAUGACAUAAGCUGCCCAGUCAGGAAGAUGUACCUGCAGGACUCCUCCAAUGUGUCCUUUCCCAGCACGCUGAUAAUGGAGGAGCAGAAGGAAGGAUCGGAUGUACAUCUGGACAGCACACCAUCCCGCUGCAGGCAGUCCAAGAAGCUGCUGCCUGACCGCUCCAAGGCUCUCCGGAACCGAGCGAACGAGAAACUGGUCCAGUUUAUUGUCAAGAAUCAGGGAUUGGAGAAGCACCUGCAGGCGAUCAUCAGUGGCAGAGAGAACUCCAAGUGGAUGAAGGAGUUCCUCAAGUUCAGCCGCUUCAUGUCCUGGGUGGACACCUACCUGGAGGACGAGGCCCAGGUGGACCUGGUGUACAGCUACCUGAAGUCCAUCUACGAGAAUGCACCUGAGACCGCGCCCUUCCUGACUGAGGUGGACACCAUCCGCUUCAUCCUGGACGUGCUGCUGCCCGAGGCCAUCAUCUACGCCAUUGCUGCUGUAGACAAGAUCUCCCUGGACAAAGCAGAGGUUAAAUUCUUGAAGGGGCCCGACUUGAGUAUAAGAGAAAGAGAAGAGUUCGACAUGCAAAUCGAAAAGGAGAUGAUGAUGAAAGCACUAUCCCUAAAUGCCCAGGAACCUAAACCUCUUUGACACCUGCUGUCUGAAUGACUCGGCGUUCUACAACACCUCCGGCCCUGGUGACGGAGCCAUUGGGCCAUUCCAGCAGAAAGCCUUGAGGAUAUUGCUACCCCAGACUUCACCUGCAAGUUUUAUUGAACAGUGGCCGUCAAAGCUACAGCUCCAGGUUGCUAGGUGUCAAGUCAAAGGUCAAAAACUAAAAUUUAAACCUAUGAAUGUUUUAAUCCUAGCACUUAAAUGUAGAAUCCAAUAAAAUCACAGGUCACAGAACAUUUUUUACUGUGCAAAUGGAGUAUUUGAAGAGAACAUGGGAUGCUGUCAAGAGCACCUUAGAAGACCAUGAAAGGAGGAUGACCGAGUUGGUGCCGUUUUCUUUGCCCACGAACAGAGCCUGACAAUUCUGAGCAUUUGUUUAAUUGGGAGGUGGUCCACAUUCCCCUCCAGGUGAUCCAGGUGGUGACUGCCUUGGGUGCUUGACCAGUCCUGAAUGAACUUAUGGAAGGAGUCUUUGAACCCUUUGGACAGUACUGGAGUUUGCUUAAAUGUUGUUUUUUUUUAAAUGUUUUUUGUAUAAAGAGGACAGAGAGAGGAACAUUAUUUGGCUGUAGUUUUCCAAUACUCAAGGAACACAAUGCAACAGCAUUCCAUAAUGUAGAUAGCCCUACUUUUAAUGCUAAGCUGAGAUCCGUUAACCUUUGUUGAUUUGUGCUUGGCACCUAGUGCUGACUGAUGUUCUUAGAUUAUCAAACGAUAUGAAAUAAUGACAUUAAUCAUGUAAGUGCUGAAAUGUGGAAUUAUUUCAGAGGGGUAUUUGGAUGUGUCUUUUCACCCGUUUUAUAGUGGCCAACUGAGUCUUCUUUGGAAAAGUUAGUUUAAAUCUGAUUUCACUGGCCUUAAAGAUAAUAUGGAGCUAAUCAACUUGAAUUUAAAAAUCGGUAUCAAUCAGUAUUUAUUUUGUAUUCCCUUAGUAGUGCGCAGUUUGCAUUUGCACAAUAGUGUUUGGAGAUUUUUUUUAAAAGUCUGUAUUCAGUUGAUUUUCAUUUUAAAGAAAAUUGCAAGAUAAGAAGUUGGCAUUAUUUUAAACGGUGUUGAAACAUGAUUACGGCAUUUGUUUUAAACGCUUAAAAUGUUUCCUGUAUGGUAAUUCUUUGAUUUCCUCAGAAAACAUCUGAAGUUGAAUGCCCUCAGGAGAAGAAGGUAAAUGAAUCAUAGUUUUUUCUUCCCCCAUAGGAAGGCAAGCCACUACAAUGAUACUGUCAGUUUUCAUGAGGAUUAAUUGCCCAAUUGGACCACCCAUCAGAAUGCUUUGCUUGUACAGUUUGAUAUCAAAAUGCAGCCUUCAAAUUUUGGUCGGCUAGGCAGACCUGCAUUCAUCUUUAUCCAACCUGUAAUUCCCCUGAAUAUCAUUGAUAAACCAUGGCCGAUAUGUACAGUGUACCAUUCUAGAUUUAAGCCUACAAACCUGCGCGCCAUGUAUGAAUUGGUCAUCUCUGUUGGUGUCCAUUUUAAAGCCUUCAGGUAAUUCUGGCACUUUAUGGUAUGAAAUCAGUUGGAUGGAUGGAAUUAUGGUUUGAUACUAGUAGCCUAUUCAAGUAGUUUACCACCAUGUACCACUCAUCCAUAUUUUGUAAUCAGCAAAGCUUUUGCUUAAAUCUUUGUCAGCAAAGACUGUUUGACUGUUUGUCAGACAGUUCAUAGUCGGCAACACUUCCCUGAGUUGAGUAGGGUUUGCCUGUCUUACUAACAUUCAGCAGCAAGCUAGUGUUGGUGUUUUGCCUGUGCCUGUCAGAAUUAAUUCAUAUAGCCUUCUAGUGAUAUAGAGGCCAAUGCACUGGCACCAAACUACGGUGCCAAAAGUCUGCAUUCUUCCAGCUUCCUGCAGUGGGGUUUUCCUGUUAGAUUAUCAUGUCUUAAUUAUGUAGUCUGAUUUCUGUUCCCAGGUAAUGUUGCAUUGUUGAUGUGACUUUUACUUUUUCCCCAGUCAUGCCUGCCUUGAAACUUGUACUUUAUUGUAAAUUGCUUCCAAACCUUAAAUGUAGCCAAAUGUGUGGCAAAAAACUGAAUGUGUAAGUGACAAUCAGGAACUGCUGUUAAUGUAAUCCUUUGUACAUAAGAACAGCUUUUUAUGAAAUAUAAAAUUGUUUAUGCACAGUCUUUAGAAGUUAUUUGAUUAUAGUUUUAAUAUGUAUUUUUUUUUUACAUGGUUUUAAACAGUGACACUCGAUACGUCCAACUGAAUGUAGCAAGAAGCAUUCAGCUUGGGCAAUCCUUUUGCGUAAAUUUGUUUUUUUAACUUCAUUCUUUCAACGUUUGGGGCUACAGUGUUGUGGAUCAGCAUCACAGCUUGAGAACACAGAAGCCCUCUCAGGUUGUGUAGUCUGCAACUUGAACUGCACAAAUUAGUGGGGUUGAUAAGUGCAGUGAGAGCGUUUGUGGUUGUCUAUAGGGAAAGUAAAAUAGGGAGGUGUGGGGAAUGGUAGCAGGUCAAGCUGCUGAUUAAGCCAUUGGUAUUGCUGGGUGGCACAUUGCAGUGAUCAGGGUGUCGCUGGUAUGAAUCCGCCUUUGUCGCAGGAAACUAUUUUAGUUUGCUUCUCCCUGCAAAACCAGGGUCCUCGCGUUUCCAGUUUCAACUGCUGUGCUUCUGUUAAUGGGAGGCCGAACAGAGCCGCCACGCAAACGUAAGACGUACUGAUUAUCAUUUUCUCCUCUCAACUGACCAUUCAAUGUUGGUUUUAAAGGUAUUACAAAGAUCUUUAUGCUGUUGCUGUUAUUAAAUCACCAUUUAAGUGACUUGGGGACUUUGUCUGCUGGAAUAGAUUUUGAGCAGUGGAGGUAGGAUUGUAAGUACCUGGGGAUUUAGCUUUCAUGGAUGAAACACUCACAGCAGUCAUGGAUUACUGCAGUCAGACAUUGUCCGUAGGCCCUGGGAUUCUGGAUUAGCCGAUUAUCUGUGCUUUGUGCAGGUCAUACUAUGCAUAUUUUUACUACUUUUUAAUAAAGGAAUUGUACUUUUUUUUAUGUGUACCUCCAGUUAAAACGCACUCUUGUAAAUGAUUUUUGAUUUGAAUGUUGCAUUCAGGACAGGUAAAUCUGAUUUCAGCUGUAGCAUUUCAUAUUGCAAAAGAAUCGACUGUUGUCUGCUCACACAUCUCUAUAUUAAAUAAUUUGGUCCUGCGG
This is a messenger RNA of Lepisosteus oculatus (spotted gar), 6417 nucleotides long. It is a transcript of the gene pwwp3a, whose product is annotated as PWWP domain containing 3A, DNA repair factor. Lineage: Eukaryota; Metazoa; Chordata; Actinopteri; Semionotiformes; Lepisosteidae. The record is from RefSeq and is a predicted model, not a curated record.